Molecule: messenger RNA, 618 nt
Organism: Arachis duranensis
Lineage: Eukaryota; Viridiplantae; Streptophyta; Magnoliopsida; Fabales; Fabaceae
Exons: 4
Coding region: 1-618 (205 amino acids)
Source: RefSeq, a predicted model, not a curated record
AUGUGUUUGCUAUUGGGCUGUAAGGAGGCAUCAUUGCCAGUCAAAUACCUGGGCAUUUAUCUGAAAGCAAAUCCGAGGUUGGUUAAGACAUGGAAGCCAGUGAUUGACAAGGUAGAAGAUAAGUUGAGUAUGUGGAAAGCAAAGACCCUCAAUAAGGCGGGAAAGCUGGUGCUUAUCAAGUCCGUGCUUAAUAGUAUGCCUAUCUACUACCUCAGCAAGAUGCCCAAGGCAAUGGCGAAAAAGCUGAUUUUCCUGCAAAGAUAUUUCUUGUGGAGUAAAGAUGAUGGGAGGUACGGGAUGCCGUUAGUGAAAUGGGAGUUGGUUAUGGCCCAAAAAAGACAGCCAGCCUAUACCUACGAGAGGGGGUCCAUGGAAGGAUAUUUGCCCAUUACAGAUAAGGAAACCGUAUUGCAAGCAGAAGCACUCCAGGAGGAUAUCACAAGCUAUAGUUUCACUAGUGCUAUUUGGUCAGGCAUCCUCCCACCAAGGAUUGAGUUGUUUGCUUGGUUUGUGUUAGUUGGAAGGGUGAAUACUAAGGAUAGACUGUGUGCGGAGUGCUUGACUAUUCGCUCUAGGGAGGAGUUGGAAGAUGCUAGGCUCACUAAAGCAACACUUUAA